AUGGAUUUAAAAACCUUUGGUGAAGAUAAUUUUGAUCCUAAACAGUGGAUAAAUAAAGCAUGGAGCUCUAGUGGUAACCAGGAAAAGGAGAUAUUUGUAGCGAAUACAGUAUCAAGAUUGCAGCUAUAUAUGAAACAAUUGACUAAUGCGUUAGAUGAAACUACUACGCAGAUAGUGACUUCGAUCCCCCGAAUCCUACAAGAUGCAUCAUCACUCCAGCUCGAGGGUGCCAUGUUGCAACAGAAACUGUUGUCCUUGGAACAGAAGGUCCAGAGUGUGGAGGAGCAGACUGGACACUCCAUUGAGAGUCUACAGAAGAUUGAUCAGUUGAAGAGCAGGCUUGAGAAUGCUGCCUCAGCUCUUCGGGAAGCCGACAAAUGGGCAGCCCUGGCUACUUCGUUAGAAGAUAUAUUGGAGUCUGGAGUGCCAACUCAAGGGGAUAAACUGGCUGAACUUGCUGAACAAGUGACUGCGAUGACCGCUAGCCUUGAGGUAUUAAGCGAUGCUCCUGACUAUGAGAACAAACGUAUGCAGCUGGAGACCCUCUAUAACAGACUCGAAGCCACCAUUAGUCCUCCACUGAUCGAAGCUUUGACUCAAAUGGAUGCGGAUCGCACAGCGACCUACGUGUCUCUGUUCGCGGGUAUGGGUCGUACGGUAUCAGUCUCUCGAUGCUGGAGACGGGCUGCAGCAGCUCGUUUGUCUUCCACAUGGAGAAGAUUGGAUGCCCAUACCCUGGCUGCUUUGAAUCGUAUGCUGUCCAGCGAGGCUGGGAAACAGGUGGAUUGGUUGACAAACGUACUAAAAUCAGAGACGCCUUUAACAGAAUUGAUUAGACUGUACACGGAUUUGUUGCUUUCCUUGGACCCUUCGCCUACUAAGGUAGUCUCAGCUAAUUUAAAGUUAUGUUCUUCGCCCGACGAAGGCAUAUUACUAUUAACGGAUUUGAGAACAGAUAUUGAUGAUUUUAUCAACUGCAUACAAAAUAUACUAGACGCUCCGAGACAGAAUAAAGAAACAGUAACGCCGACUAUAAUUCGUGACUUCGCACGAGCUGCGUACGCGCCGCUUAGAGAGCUUCUACCAAAGUACACGGAAUUACAGACCAGACUGUUUCUAGAUUACUUGAACGAUCCACAGUUGAACCAGGAGGAUCUUCUAGAACUAUCUAGAAGUAUACUGACAGUAUCGGAGCGGUGUGAAGGUUGGUUCUCUACUGCGUUCAGUAAGGUGAAGAAGAUUGCAGGAGAAACUCUGUACGCGGUCUAUAUGCCUGCUGUAGAGAAUUUCGCUUCAUCCCUUUCGAACUUAAUAUCGGCACACAGUCGGCGUAUAGAAUCAGCGUUCCUAUCUUCGGCGUCUAUAGGGCAGGUGACAGGGGUCCUGUCUAACACGUUCCCAGCAUCCUUAAUGCUGCAGACGGCAGCAGCCAAUAUCCUGGCUGCGUUGGCUGAACCUAGGGAGGUUGAAGAUUCAAAAACUGAAGAUCCUCUACAUGACCUUCCGACCUUGCUUCUGGAGCCUGAAGUGAGACAGAGGCUUGCUUCGUUCAGGGCGGAGCCCCCGGCCUCCGCCGCGGUCCUCAGACGGACUAAGGAUCAGCUCAGGAAUCUAGCCCGAGUCAUUUUAAGAAACCCUAUUGAUGUCCAACUGGAAAAAAUACCACAGUUAUCAGUAUGGAACAACAAUGAUGCUCUGUCUACUGACCUACCGGACUUCGCGUUAUCACCACAAGAAUAUAUCACCGAGAUCGGUCAGUACUUGAUGACUUUGCCACAACAUCUAGAAAUGCAUUUAUCUGAGAAACAAGCGCCAUUGCAGUUUUUAUCUGAGGUAUGCACACACACAUGCGAGGUGUAUGCUGAGAAAAUACUAAACAUAAGAAAUAUGGAUGCCCUAGGCACUAAACGGUGUCUCAAUGAUAUAGUAUACCUAUCAAGCGUGGUGGAAGACUUAGGGAGUACCAUAACACCGUCUCUUAAGAAUUUGGAGAAGUCUCUAAGAGCUGCAGCGCCUAGCCAAUCCGCUGAGUAA
Molecule: messenger RNA, 2034 nt
Organism: Spodoptera littoralis (African cotton leafworm)
Lineage: Eukaryota; Metazoa; Arthropoda; Insecta; Lepidoptera; Noctuidae
Source: the annotation of a GenBank genome assembly